Molecule: messenger RNA, 246 nt
Organism: Paramuricea clavata
Lineage: Eukaryota; Metazoa; Cnidaria; Anthozoa; Malacalcyonacea; Plexauridae
Source: the annotation of a GenBank genome assembly
AUGAAAAUUCCGUACUAUAAGCAAAAGUCCUUUAAACGACACAUUUGGGAUUUCUCCAAUAUCAAUAUAGCAGAGCUUAAUGAGGAACUUUCCAAUCUUAAUUGUGAAAAUUGUGAAAGAGAAAAUAACCGGAUUGGCGAUGUUUAUAAAAACUGGUUUGACUAUUUUUACUCAACAGUUAAAAAGCAUAUUCCAAAUAGAAUAGUUGCAAUACGUCCUAACGAUAAACCAUGGAUGACAUCCGCU